This is a messenger RNA of Hevea brasiliensis (rubber tree), 1752 nucleotides long. RefSeq lists its product as uncharacterized. Bases 556 to 1497 code for a protein of 313 amino acids. The transcript has 3 exons. Gene Ontology annotation, molecular function: S-adenosylmethionine-dependent methyltransferase activity. Lineage: Eukaryota; Viridiplantae; Streptophyta; Magnoliopsida; Malpighiales; Euphorbiaceae. The record is from RefSeq and is a predicted model, not a curated record.
UUUUUUUUUUUUUUAAUCCAUUUGAAACUGGAUAGCACAAAACGACGAAUCUGAGACGCGUUUGAUGCUUGUUAUGGCAAUAGAAAUGAUGAUAUCAUCGUUAUCUUCCAUAACAAACCUGACAUUUGCAGAUUCAUUACCCUGAUUUCUCUUCCUAUCUCGUAUUCACUCUGUUUUGAUUUGAAAACAUCGCCGGGGGGAGUUCUGGUACUGAAGCUCUUAUUUUUGUUAUCUUUUUUUUUUUUAUGUUUCUUUUCUCUUUUGCUGUUUUGGGAUUGGGCAGAAAAAUUCUCUGUAUCUGCAAUCACUGGAUCUGAUGGUUUCCAAGUGGUACUGACAUUUUGUUACUGUUAGUGUGAGAAUCUGAAUUUGUGAUUUUCUGGGUUCUGCUUGGUUGCCUAUAAAUUGGGAGGAAAAAAAAGCCGAAGGUGGAAGAAGUUUUUGGGUGUGCCCAAUUUGCUACUCUUUGUGCAGGUUCUGGUAAAAGAAGAUAUUCUGCUGUUUCUAUCUUUUGGUUGAAGCUAAAUAACUUGCACAAAAUCGAGACUUCCGCUAAUGUCACUCACUGUGAGACCUCAUUUCCACCAUUACAAGAACAAAAUGGGCAAACCCACAUCAACAAACAGAGACUGGACACAGAUCUAUGCAAUUUAUGGCAUGGACCAGUGGCAAACUUUGCUGUUCCUCUUGUGUCACGCCAUUUUCUUCUCCAUUCUAUCCAUUCUCUUCCUCUUCUACUUCGAUCCGGUCUGCAAGCUCCUAGAGACUGGUGUUCUUCUUUUCACCACCAGUGCCAGCAGCACUGGCGCUGCUCGCUUUGCCGCUGGAUUCACGGGGUGUGUGAUGGCGCUGUCCGCCAUAUGCUUGUUCUUCGCAGCCGGCAACUUCUUUUACAGCUCGGUGGCGUUACAUCAUGAUAUGGCGCAGAGGAUGGUGAGCUAUGUGAACGAUUGGUCUUCGGUUAAGUUGGCUCUCGAUAUUGGGUGCGGUCGUGGGAUUUUGUUGAAUGCGGUGGCCACCCAGUUGAAGAAAACUGGGAGUUCCGGCCGGGUUGUCGGGUUGGACCGCUCUAAAAGGACCUCUCUGUCUACGCUCCGAACUGCCAACAUGGAAGGAGUAGGAGAGUAUGUUACAUGUAGGGAAGGUGACGUGAGGAGCUUACCAUUCGGAGACAAUUAUUUUGAUGUGGUGGUAUCAGCUGUGUUUGUUCAUACUGUAGGAAAAGAGUAUGGUCAUCGGACGGUGGAGGCAGCAGCAGAGAGAAUGAGGGCAUUGGGUGAGAUGGUUAGGGUUUUGAAACCUGGUGGGAUUGGAGUUGUGUGGGACAUAGUGCACGUGCCGGAAUACGUCCGGCGACUGCAGGAGUUGAAGAUGGAGGAUAUUAGGGUUUCGAAGCGUGUAACUGCCUUCAUGGUGAGCAGCCACAUUGUGUCAUUUCGGAAGCCUGAUCAGCAUGUUUGGGGACUCAGCGAGGUUAGGCUGGAUUGGAGAUGCUGAUGUAAAUGUUAUAGUUAUCAAAAAAAAAAGGGAAAAAAAUGCAAAAAGAAAAAUGAAGCAAAAGAGAAGACUAGAAAAAGAAUUAAAAUAUAUAUAUAUAUAUAUAUAUAUAUAUAUAUACGAGUUACUGAUGAAUUUACUUUAAAAUAUCUGGAGAGACGAAGUCGAUCUAGAUAAUGUAUUAAAAGUAAAUAUAUUUAAUAUAUUUAUCAUGUAUGGUUAUCAAUUAAAAUAUUGAAGGCUUAAUUAUGUAAA